Molecule: messenger RNA, 2294 nt
Organism: Mytilus californianus (California mussel)
Lineage: Eukaryota; Metazoa; Mollusca; Bivalvia; Mytilida; Mytilidae
Product: fibropellin-1-like
Exons: 18
Molecular function (GO): calcium ion binding
Source: RefSeq, a predicted model, not a curated record
UCGAAUAUUUUUAUAGGUGGCAUAUUACUCCUCACAUGUGUGGAAGCUGCAAAUAAACCAAUAUGUCGCUCGCAUUCAACUUGUACUAAACAUGGCAAAUUUGCAUCAAUACUGUUUGGAGAUAUUGGAUUCUGUACCUGUAAUGGGGGUUAUACUGGAGACUGUUGCGAAAAAAAUAUUGACGAAUGCCAUAGUAAUCCUUGUCAGCAUGGUGGUACCUGUCAUGAUAAAGCUAAUGGAUACACUUGCUCAUGUAGAAAGGGAUAUACUGGAACAGUAUGUCAAACAAACAUAAACGAAUGUGCAAGUCGACCAUGUCUAAACCACGGGCAUUGCCAUGAUGGGAUAAAUGCAUACACAUGUAACUGUCAGGCUGGAUUUGCUGGACAUCGUUGCGAGACAAAUAUAAACGAGUGUGCCACACACCCGUGCCUGCACGGUGGUACGUGUCAUGACGGUGUAAAUAAGUACACCUGUACCUGUCCACUAGGGUAUGGUGGAACAAGAUGUCAAACAAAUAUAAACGAGUGUACUAGCAAUCCGUGCUUACAUGGUGGUACCUGUCAUGAUGGUGUGAAUAAAUACACAUGCACCUGUCCACUCGGGUAUGCUGGUACACGUUGCGAGUCAGACAUAAAUGACUGUGCCAAAACACCCUGUCUGCAUGGCGGCACAUGUCAUGACGGUUUAAAUAAGUACACCUGCACAUGUCGACGAGGUUAUGCUGGAACAAGAUGUGAAACAAAUAUAAAUGAUUGUGCUCGUCGUCCAUGUAAACAUGGUGGUGUUUGUCGUGACGGAGUGAAUAAGUACACAUGUAGCUGUGCGAGUGGAUAUGCUGGUGUCAAUUGUGAAACAGAUAUAAAUGAGUGCAGUAGCAAUCCGUGUCAACACAGAGGUGUAUGCAAUGAUGGAGUAAAUAAAUACACAUGUAGGUGUCAGGCUGGCUUUGUCGGUGUGCACUGUGAAAAGAAUAUUGACGAAUGUGUAAGUAAUCCUUGUCAAUACGGUACGUGUCAUGAUGGAAUCAAUGGCUAUACCUGUUCCUGUAAAGAUGGAUUUCAUGGUGUUAACUGUGAGAAAGAAAUUGACGAAUGUGCUUCUCAUCCAUGUCAGAAUGGUGCCACCUGUGUUGAUCAGUUUAAUGGAUACACAUGCGAAUGCCUUGCAGGAGACUCCGGUAAAAACUGUGAAUUAGGGACAACGGUACCCGAAACUCCAAAAAUAAACUUGAUAUCGGAGAAGACUGUUAUUGAAGGCACCCCUGUUUUAAAAAUUGCAUGUUUUGCUGAAGGUAUUCCUGCACCUGUAGUUACUUGGGAGGAAAUUGAUGCCAAGUUCCAGCCAAACGUUAGACAGAUAGGACACUUCCUGGUUAUUGAAAAUGUAACAAUAUCAGAUAAAGGUUAUUAUACAUGUACAGCUAAAAACCGUGUCGGGACCGACAUAAAAGCUGUCAGCGUUAUUGUUACUUCACAGACCACAAGACCAUAUGUUGCACCAGUUAUUUCUGCACCAUCAACAGUAAUCGUGAAAUACUACACUGAUGCUAGGCUGGUAUGCAAUGUAACUGGAUAUCCAACACCAAGUGUUAGAUGGGAAUAUAAUCAGGACAGAAAUAUUCCUGGUGUUAAAAUAUCAGGUGGUGUCAUGCUAAUUUCAAAUGUUACAAGUGGGGCUACUGGUCUAUACACAUGCAUAGCUACAAAUGAUAUCGGAUCAAGUCGAGCAAAUAUAAUGCUAGAAGCUACUUAUGAUUCUCCGACACUCCUUACGUCUCCUUUGGUUUAUUCGGGAAAUGCAGGUAUAUCCCAUAACUUCACCUGUUCUGCGACAGGCCAUCCAGUUCCCAUAAUAACAUGGACGUUCUCAUCAUUUUCUCAUCAAAUUGAUACACUGCCUCCACAUAAGAUACAUAGUAAUGGUGAUGUAAUAGAGAUGGUUGAUAUGCAAGAGUCUGGAAUCCUUACUUGUACAGCAACAAAUGAAUUUGGAGUGGAUACCGCAAAAGCAACAGUUAUUGUUCACCACAGCUCCGCAGUAGUAGGAUGAUAAUCACAGUCCAGAUACAGAUUAUUCAAGGAAUGUUUUUUUUUAAUAAAAUACAAUUAUAUAACCAUGAUAACAGUAAAAAGUGUAUUUAGAAACAACGUAAUUCUAGGGGGAAAUGAAGCUCUUUUUUCGGGAUUUACUUUCAACAGGAAUGUUCAAAGCCUAAUUUUUGAAAGAAGAUGUAUAAGACAGUCAAAGAGCUAUAUAACCAAACAAAGACCAAACAAAAUAGCAAAAUCCAU